Ixodes scapularis (black-legged tick) is the source of this 1377-nucleotide messenger RNA. RefSeq names its product ice-structuring glycoprotein-like. Lineage: Eukaryota; Metazoa; Arthropoda; Arachnida; Ixodida; Ixodidae. The transcript is spliced from 2 exons. The coding region runs from base 1 to 1377 and encodes 458 amino acids. The record is from RefSeq and is a predicted model, not a curated record. Gene Ontology annotation, molecular function: nucleic acid binding.
AUGUGGACACCGGAAAGUCUUCGGGCAGCUCAACUUGACGAUCCAGACAUCGGCCUGCUCAUACAAUGGAAAACGAAGAAUAGACGACCUCAAGGCAAGGAGGUAUCCAGCUUAUCUCCUGCCCUUAAGGGCUACUUGGUGCAAUGGGACUCUUUGUACCUUCGCGACAAUGUUCUCUAUCGACGCUGGGAGUCCGCUGCGGGUGGCUCUGUCGUCUGGCAACUGGUUCUGCCACACACACUCUGCUCCCACGCAUUUCAACAACUGCACAGCAGUCCAGAAGGAGGACACUUCGGCGUGAAUCGCACGAUAAAGAAGAUUCGCCAACGUUUCUACUGGCUGCAGUGCCACAGUGACGUGAAGCAGUGGUGUCGACAGUGCGACAUGUGCGCCUCCCGUAAAGGACCUCACGCCAAACAGCGAGCACCGCUUCAAGAGCAUGUGACGGGGGCGCCUUUUGAGCACGUUGGCAUUGACGUGCUAGGCCCACUUCCCCGAUCUAAAUCUGGUAACAGGUUUUUGCUAGUCAUUGUUGACUACUUUACAAAGUGGCCGGAGGUUAUUCCAAUUCCAAACCAGACCGCCCCUGAAAUUGCUGACGCCCUGCUUUCUCUAACACUCCUCAUCAUGGCUGUUGCCGGCGCCCUUGCCGGCGUGCUCGGAGGCUACGGGAACCACGGGCGCUACGAGGUUACCGAGGCUACCGAGGCUGCGGCGGCCAGGGCGGUUAGGGCGGCUACGGCGGCUACGGCGGCCACUGCGGCCACGGCGGCCACGGCGGCUACGAAGGCUAUGAAGGCUAAGCCGGCUACGAAGGCUACGCCGGCCACGAAGGCAACGCCGGCAACGAAGGCUACGGCGGCAACGGCGGCAACGGCGGCUACGGCGGCUAGGGCUCCUAGGGCGGCUAGGGCGGCUACGGCGGCCACGGCGGCUACAGCAGCUACGGCGGCUACGGCGGCCACGGCGGCCACGGCGGCCACUGCCGCGACGGCGGCCACGGCGGCCACGGCGGCCACUGCGGCGACAGCGGCGACGGCGGCCACAGCGGCCCCUGCCGCGACGGCGGCCACGGCGGCCACUGCGGCGACGGCGGCGACGGCGGCCACGGCGGCCACGGCGGCCACGGCGGCCACGGCGGCUACGGCGGCUACGGCGGCCACGGCGGCUACGGCGGCUACGGCGGCCACGGCGGCCACUGCGGCCACGGCGGCCACGGCGGCCACGGCGGCAACGGCGGCCACGGCGGCCACGGCGGCCACGGCAGCUACGCCGGCUAACCCUGGCUACGGCGACUACAGCGGCUACGGCGGCUACGGUGGCCACAGCGGCUUCGGGCGCGGAUAUGGAAGCAGUCUGAGUCAUGGAGGACUGUAA